AUGCAUCUUUCUCCUUUUCCCUUCUUCCAUCAAAGCUACUCUCGCUCUAGGCUGCCGUUUCUCUCUCUAACCCUCGACAACCUCCGCCGUUUCCUUCCAACAGCGGCGAUUUGCGCAGUUCUCCCUUCAGAACACCAAUUCGCUCUGUGUGGUAUUCCCUCCGGCGAGCCUUUGGGUUUCGCGGGUGUUAAUUCUUUGUUUUCGGGCCGAGUCGCGAAUGAGAUGACUCGGCGGUGCUCGCAUUGCAGCAAUAACGGGCACAACUCCAGGACCUGUCCCACGCGCUCGUCGGUUACCGGCGGCGGCGCUUCGUCUUCCUCUCUUUCGUCUCCCGGCGUGAGGCUGUUCGGCGUUAGGCUAACCGAUGGCUCGAUUAUUAAGAAGAGCGCCAGUAUGGGGAACUUGUCCGCGCACUACCAUUCCUCGUCUUCAGCUGCCGCUUCACCUAACCCGGGCUCUCCCGUCUCCGAUCAUCUCCGCGACUCGGGUCGCGUGGCCGACGGGUACCUGUCGGAUGACCCGGCCCACGGAAGCUCUUCAAACCAACGUGGAGAGAGAAAGAAAGUGGUGUGCUUGAUAGAGAGGGAAAUGGUUGGUUUCGGUACCGGUGAUGUGUUGCAAUGACACGAUGCACAACCAUGUUCUUGUUUAUGUGUUGCAUUCUUUUGAGUUGUGCUUCGUAUGUUUCUUACUAGCCCACUUUAUAUUUGUGCUGUAGGAAUGGUGUCCGACUCUGAAGUCGUCAAACUGAGUUAUCAAGUUUUGGUUUCCAAUGAAGGAACAUUUACAGUAGUUAUUCUUUCCAAUGAUACCCUCUUCAUCUUUAAUUAUCAAGUUUCUGUUUGCAUGAAGACAGUUUUCAGUAGUUAUUCUUUCGAAUGGAUGCUUGUGAUUCCCUCUUCCAUCUUGUUAUUCACAUAUAUGGUAGUUAUUCUUUCGAUGGGCUUGUUAAUCUCUGAAGUAAAUUUUGCUGUCCGCCCCAUGCAAUGCAGCUCACCUUGUAUUUCUGAUCUGGGUUUAGGUGUCCCCUGGACAGAAGAGGAGCAUCGUCUAUUCCUAAUUGGUCUUCAAAAACAAGGAAAAGGAGAUUGGCGUGGAAUAGCUCGGAAUUAUGUCGUGUCUAGAACCCCUACCCAGGUGGCUAGUCAUGCCCAGAAGUAUUUCAUUCGUCAGACCAACGCUACUCGAAGAAAGAGAAGAUCAAGCCUUUUCGACAUGGUGCCAGACUUGGUAUCUGAUCCACAGUCAGUGCCCGAAGAUGAAGAGUUACUACCCUCUUUGCAGGAAAGGGAGAGCAAUUAUAACAAUAAUGCAGACUCGCUUCCUUCGCUGAAUCUCUCUCUGAAGUCGGAGUAUGAACCGAUGGAAACCAUGUCCGAAGAACCUCCUCCUAAGGACGAGGAAUCCAAUGAGACUACUAUAACUGUUCCAAGACCAACUCAAUCAAGUGAGUUUCCACCAAUAGCUCCUGUAUCAAGUGAAUUCACGCAAUUUGGAUUCAUCCCGGCAUUUGUUCCGGUCCCUUAUCCAUUCUGGACUCCUAAUGUGAUCCCUGUUGAGGAAGCCAUGGUUGGGGAAACAUCCAAUCAUCAUCAGGUGCUGAGGCCAGUUGCAGCUGUUCCCAAGGAGCCAGUCAAUGUGGAUGAACUCGUUGGGAUAUCUCACUUGAGCCUCGUAGAUUCCAAGGAGGCAAAUCCUUUGCCGCUGUCUCUGAAAUUGACGUCUGAGGCAUCCAGGCAGUCGGCGUUUCAUGCUAACAAUGCCACUCCGGUCAGGGGUUCAGAUAUUGGCAAGGGAAAGGGAAGCCCCAUUCAAGCAGUCUAGUAGUAAGGCUUCUUUCGGGCUGAAGGUUUCCUUUUUAGUUUUUUUUUUUUGCUUGUGUUGAAAAAGUUUUAGCUGUAGUUCAGCUGUAAUUGUAAUUUAGCUGUAGAGAAAAAUUUAUAGUUAUGGAACUUAUGGUGUGGAAAGGCCAGAAAGUUCCCCAUUUCAAUUUUGAUCUCGUAUUGCCCCCCUUUUCCUUUCUUAGUCAUAGCUUUCACAUGGCACUUGGUGGAAUUAUUUAAAGUUAGAGAAUAUGUAUAUUUUUUAACAUAAAUGAAAAC
Molecule: messenger RNA, 2102 nt
Organism: Linum tenue
Lineage: Eukaryota; Viridiplantae; Streptophyta; Magnoliopsida; Malpighiales; Linaceae
Source: the annotation of a GenBank genome assembly